Molecule: messenger RNA, 225 nt
Organism: Nematocida minor
Lineage: Eukaryota; Fungi; Microsporidia
Product: immediate early response 3-interacting protein 1
Exons: 1
Coding region: 1-225 (74 amino acids)
Biological process (GO): endoplasmic reticulum to Golgi vesicle-mediated transport
Cellular component (GO): endoplasmic reticulum membrane; COPII-coated ER to Golgi transport vesicle; Golgi membrane
Source: RefSeq, a predicted model, not a curated record
AUGUUUGGAAUUGAAACCAUUCUGUACACCUUUACUAUGCUGGGAAACAGCAUAUGCAUACUCAACGAGGACAGAUUUCUGAGCAAUCUAGGAAUCUCUAGGAAGAGCGACCAUGCAACUAUUAGACAGCUCUCUGAGCUCAUAAGAACGGUUAAGACGCUCAGCUUCAUUCCUCUUAUCGUCAUAAAUAUUUUGUUCAUCAUAUACUGGCUUCUAUUAGGAUGA